Adineta steineri is the source of this 627-nucleotide messenger RNA. Lineage: Eukaryota; Metazoa; Rotifera; Eurotatoria; Adinetida; Adinetidae. The record is from the annotation of a GenBank genome assembly.
AUGAUAUCAAAUUUUAUUAAGUCUAAAAUACGCGCAACUGUCAACGACCCGACUAUUGCCAGACUCUUGUUGCCAUAUAAUCAUCUUUUUGGUAUCAGACGUCCCUGUGGUGGCACUGGUUAUUAUGAAACAUUUAAUCGCAAUAAUAUCACACUUGUUGAUCUUCGUUAUAGAGUCGUCGAUGAAAUUCAGACAACAGGAGUUCGAGUUGGGAACAAGACAUAUGAAGUAGAUGAUAUCGUUCUUGCACUUGGAUUCGAUGCCUUCACUAGUGCAUUAUUCAAUAUAGAUAUUCACGGUCAAUCAGGGAAGACAAUUCAAGAAAAAUGGGAAAAAGGAUGGCGUACUAAUCUAGCUCUGAUGAUCGCUGACUUACUAAAUUUAUUUACGAUUAGUGGUCGCGGUGCUCCAUCUGACUUAACUAAUAUGGUUCCACAUAUCGAACAACAUGUUAAAUGGAUAACAAAAUGUUUAGAAUAUCUACGAACGCAUCAUAUUAAUAUGAUAGAACCCACUCUAGAGGCAGAGAAUACUUGGGUUAAACAUGUAAAUGAUGUUGUCGAAAAUACUCCUUUUCGAAUAUUCAAGUCAAUCUACAACGGACCAAAUAUUCCCGGAAAACUAUGA